AGCCUGAGGGAGCAAGAGCCAUGCCAUUGGAAAUGAAUACUCCAGUGUUACACUUGACAGCCACAGCGUCAUUGCCACUCCUCACAGAUUGGCUGUGGUGUUUUGAUUGGGUAUAAAUAGAAGAGGCAUUUUUUGGAUGAGUCCUAGUCCUCACAGCCUGCUCAGAGCACCUGAUCUAUCACUGCCAGCUGUCCAGUUGUGGUCAUUCAUCCCUUUGGGCUGUGAUCAUGAACACACACAUGAAUGGAGAAGUCAACUGCAACUACAUGACCAGCUUCAGCAAUGGCACCGUGGACAUCAAAAAGACUCUGAUACAGCAAAAUCUGAAACAGUGCAAAAAUGAGCAGCAUGAUCAGGACAAGCUGCCAAUUUUAGAGGGUGCCUACACCACCAUCCUCAGAGAGCUGGGCGAGAGCCCCGAAAGAGAGGGACUGCUGAAGACCCCCCUGAGAGCUGCCAAAGCCAUGCAGUAUUUUACCAAAGGAUACCAAGAAAGUAUUCAUGAUAUACUCAACAAUGCCAUAUUUGAUGAGAACCAUGAUGAGAUUGUCAUUGUUAAGGACAUCGAUGUGUUUUCUCUUUGUGAACAUCACUUGGUACCAUUUUUUGGCAAGGUUCAUAUUGGCUACUUACCAAACAGAAAAGUAGUCGGACUGAGCAAGCUGGCAAGGAUUGUUGAAAUCUUCAGCCGAAGGCUACAAGUUCAAGAACGUCUCACAAAACAAAUCGCAUUAGCCAUCAAUGACGCUCUGCAGCCAAUGGGAGUAGCUGUUGUUAUGGAAGCUUCGCACAUGUGUAUGGUAAUGAGAGGCGUUCAGAAGAUGAACAGCAGAACUGUCACCAGCACAAUGCAUGGAAUCUUCCGAGACGAUUCCAAGGCCAGAGAAGAGUUCCUCUCGCUGAUCAAACAAUAGCAUCAAACAAUAGCAGAAGC
Molecule: messenger RNA, 934 nt
Organism: Nanorana parkeri
Lineage: Eukaryota; Metazoa; Chordata; Amphibia; Anura; Dicroglossidae
Product: GTP cyclohydrolase 1-like
Exons: 6
Coding region: 228-914 (228 amino acids)
Biological process (GO): tetrahydrobiopterin biosynthetic process; tetrahydrofolate biosynthetic process
Cellular component (GO): cytoplasm
Molecular function (GO): GTP binding; zinc ion binding; GTP cyclohydrolase I activity
Source: RefSeq, a predicted model, not a curated record